Molecule: messenger RNA, 3240 nt
Organism: Trichobilharzia szidati
Lineage: Eukaryota; Metazoa; Platyhelminthes; Trematoda; Strigeidida; Schistosomatidae
Source: the annotation of a GenBank genome assembly
UUAAUACUAUAAAAGAUAGGAAAGAACUUAAAAACUUAAGGUUCUCAUCUUUAUCCUUCCUUAGUAUUCAUCUUCUGAGUAAACAAUGCUACUCAAUCUGCUACUCUGUCAAUUGAACGGCUACAUACUUAAACUAACUAUUUUGAAUGUUACCUUAGAUGGUGCGUUGUUUGAUUCUCGUCAGCCUGAUUGGUUGAUUGGUUAUUUCGCUUAUGGAUGUAGUUUGUCCCUUAGGAGAUGACCUCAUCAAUGAUGUCAUCCCGUUUGGUGGAAACGGUUAUGAUAAAUGUCGAUGACUUUGCUGACAAUUUCCUAACUUGUGGUACAUGUUUCAGUGGCUACAAUUCAAAUGAACGGGCUGCCAAGUUACUGCCUUGUUCUCAUACUAUUUGUCGAUCUUGUUUAGACCGAAUUCUGUCUAAUGAGGCUCAGUCUGAGACAUUCCGUUGUCCGAUUUGCCGGGAAAAUAUUGCUAUCCCAUCUGGUGGCGCAGCUUCUUUCCCUCCAGCCUUUAUUGUCAAUCAGUUAUUGGAUCUACUUGCAACUCAACGUCGUGACGUUGUACCCAAGUGUUGCAUACAUCCAUCUCAAGAGUUGCUGUUUUGUGAAACUUGUGAUAUUGUAUUCUGCAGUGAAUGCCGAGGUCGUAAUCAUGCUGUUCAAAACUAUGUAAAUGGUAAUACAGAAAUAUCAACUUCACUAAAUGAAACUGUUGACCCCUUAGAUCCAUCAUGUGUAGGAGCUAGUAAUGGAGAUAAUGAGACUACUACACCAGGCGAGAGUUCAUCAAAUGCUGGACUCAACCAUAAUGUGAUAACCUUCAAUGUUGCUCUGAAACGCUGCUCAGAAAUUAUGCUUUACAAAAUGCAUUUAUGCAUUCAAGAGUUAAACUGUGCUCAGCAGGCUGUAUCAAGCGAACUAGAGCGCCUUGCCAAUAACACUAGUUCGUGUGUUGAGUCAAUAAACUCACGAUUUUCUGAGAUAUUGGCACUUGUUGAACAUCGUCAAGGAGAAUUAUUGGACAGUGUGAAGCGACUUGGUGAAGAAAAACGACGUGCGUUGACCGAUCAACUUUCAUUAAUUGAAACUGAAAGAGAUUUAAUUCGUAAUGAAUGUGAUCGACUAAAGGGUGUGUUGGAUGUACGCAGUAUUACAAAAACAAUAAGUUAUUUAAAUGAUAAGUUGGAUUCAAUAAGUGGUUUAACUGAGCCUCGUGAAAAUGCUUUCCUCCGCUAUCAAGACUGUAUUGGUGCAGCCAAUCAUCAUCAUCAUCACCACAGAGAUAUAUGUUGUCCUACUUCAAAACGUAACACAUGUCCAUCGUCCACAUCGUUAUCCUCAAGGAAUUAUUCUGUACCAUCAGUUGCAAAUCUUAAUGAGUCAGCUUUACGAUCUACUCCACCUUAUCAUCGUAGAUCAAAUGUAUGUUCUUCAUCAAAUCUUCAGUCAUCUCAUUCACAACAACAAGUUAGUCUUCCAGAUAUUGCUCGGUGUUUAGCUGGUUUUGGUCGUUUAGUAGUCAGUACAACAUAUCCGGCAUUGUGUACUGCUCGUCUACCAAAUGAAAUGUUUGCUCAUUUAACUUCUAAAUGUACAAUUCAAGCAGUCGAUUAUAAUGGUCGGCCUCAGUUGAACAGUGGAACCGAUCCUAUCGAAGUUACUUUCACAGAUUCACGAGGACAUUUAGUCCCAACAGACUUAGUGGAUAUAGGAAAUGGUUGUUAUGAGCUAAGUAUGGUUGCUUCGUCUUCAGGAGCUCACAAAUUAUCUGUACAAAUUCUCAAUAGGCCUAUUCGUGGUUCACCUUUCAGUCUUCAUGUAAAAGCAGCACAGAAACGUAUUUGGACUUUAAAAGAAGGUUCCGAUGGUCGUGGUUUGAUUCAACCGUUUGCUGUGGCAUUUGGACCUUAUCCUGUAAAUAUAUCUGAAGAAUCUUCAGAUGUCAUGCCCAAUGAUCCACCAACACCUGUUAAUUUCAUUUAUGUUUUGGAUACAGGAAAUAGUCGUCUAUUGGUGUUGAAUCCUGAAGAUGGCUCUCUGCAUGCCACUGUGACCGGUGAGCCUUUAUCUGGUCAAGCUGCAACUGGUAUGGUAUGGUCACCUCAAGGUUUAUGGAUUGUUAAUUGGCGGGCUAAACAGCUGUUCUUAUUGGAUCCAUCUACAGAACAGAUACUUUCGUGUGUAUCAAGUAAUCUAUUCAAAGAACCAACUAGUGUUACAAGAUGUCCUUUAACCAAUCGUCUUUUUGUUGCUGAUAACGGUGCAGGUUGUAUUUUUGUAUGUGAUCCAGAAACAGGUGCUGUGAAGGUUUUCAUUGCAACAAAUACUGCACCUACCUCUCCUGGUAGUAAUACAAGUACACCAACUAGACAGGGUACUUUGAGUCGGAUGGAGACUGGUUCUCAUGCACCUCAACCAAGAACUUGUAAAUUAAUAACUGGCUUGUGUGUAGCAGAUUCUGGUGAAUUGAUUUUGUCUACUGGAACUUGUAUCCGAAUAUUUUCAUCAGAAGGACGUUUCCUUGCUGAUCUUUUGCCUCCAAGUCAACCAAAUGAAGAUAUUCCUCGUACUCGUAUGUCAGCAUUACCAUCCAGAGCUUCAUUAGAUGUUUCCUAUUUCAAUGCAACACAAGUUUCACACGAUAAUCCAGAUGGUGAAAGUGUUGUAAAUCCUGAUCGUUAUAGUCUCUCUGAGCUUCGACCAUCAAGUGCUUCUGCUAUGUCACGACUCCCGUCUUCACGUGGUCAAUUUGGCGGUGUAACAUUUGGUGUAGUAUCAUCAUCGGAUUCUGGCAACAAUUCAACUGACAAAUUAGGAAAAUGCAUAUUGGCAAGUUAUUCAGACAGAAAACGUUCUGGUGUUGUUGUCUGGUCAGAGUUGUUUUGGACAUCCAGUUGUCAACAAUUCAUUAAAGAAGUUGACGAUGACACAACCUCUUCAAACACUGUUAUCAACACUCAGCACAAUGAUAUGCCGAAUAGUAACAAUAACAAUCCUACCAGUAGUAAUAGUACUAGUAGCAGCGGUAAUCGUCUCACUACACUAGAUACAAAUAUACCUACACAUACUUGUGCAAUAUACUGUCCGUUGAAUAGAAGUAGAUUUCUUUUCAAACCAUAUUUAAUUGAAGUAGAUCCAUCAUUUCGUCGAUUAGCUGGUUUAGUCCCCGUAUCAAAUUGUAGAGAUGUGAUUGUUGUUGAUCAAGGUGCUCAAAAUAUUUCUCGAAUUCAUUAUGCCUAA